Molecule: messenger RNA, 3330 nt
Organism: Capronia coronata CBS 617.96
Lineage: Eukaryota; Fungi; Ascomycota; Eurotiomycetes; Chaetothyriales; Herpotrichiellaceae
Exons: 1
Coding region: 1-3330 (1109 amino acids)
Biological process (GO): autophagy; response to starvation
Cellular component (GO): cytoplasm
Molecular function (GO): protein binding
Source: RefSeq, a predicted model, not a curated record
AUGCCAACUUACAACAGAGCUGUCUCCGCCGAUUCGAGGAAAACAGACAAGUUUCUGAACAGCAAUAACCGUGAAGAACCCCCAGCAGUGGCAGACCAAGGCAACUCCUCAAGAGCUGGUAAGAGGAAGACAAAGCAUGGUGCUGCCAAACAGCUCCUUAAUCUCGACAAUGCCGGCGACAGUACACCUCCAGAGCAGAUGGAUCAACAGCCAUCUGCGUCACCUACAAAGUCCCAAUCCAUACUCGGGCAGCUGAACCAAGGCUUUCCGCAGAGCAUGAAUCAUGGGAACUCGGAUAUAUUGAGCGACCUGAAUGGUAAUCAGAAAGUAUCCGACGAGUAUACACCGCCGAGCAAUAUCUGGGCACGGAACACAAGCUACAUGUAUGGACAAAGCCCGCCUGUUGAAACCCUUCGAGGGUUAGGCCCUGCAGCCUCCCCUCCCUGCGAACCAGGCUUCAGUGCCCGAGGAACUCUCAACACGAGAAGCCCUGCUGUCUCUCCGCCGUCCAGAAAGGCCAGACCGGUGAGCUACGGCAGUGGAAUGCCUCCAUUGCCCGCUCAUCCAAGGAUCUCGACAUCUCCGUACGGCUAUGGGGUCAGCGCUUAUGGAUCGCCUCCAGCAUUGCCUCAUCUUCCCCAACAACAUUUUUAUGGUCCCCACGACGUAGACCUGGGUCUGGCGAGUGCUGCGACGCACAUGAAUCUUUCACAGCCGCAUACAUUCAAGUUUGUACGAAUCCCAGGGUUUGGACAUGAGCCGCGAGGCGCGGUCCUUCUGACAUGUGAGGGUGUAUUGAACGUCCUCAGCUACAACGGGGAGAGACUGGAACAUGUUGGAGCUCUCAUGGGUGUGCAAGGUAUCGUGGUCGAUGCGGCUUUCUUGACUUGGAACGCCGACGAGGAUCCUUUCGCGGAUUUACGCCCAUUGAUCGCGGUCGCCAUCCAUGGCCCCGGAAGUGCGGAAGCGCCUCCUUCCGUGCCUCGCGACCUACACUCCCAGGAAUACCAAGAGCCCACCCUCGAGACGAAGGUCGUGGUUUACUCAUUGCGCAAAACCUGCCAAGUCGCUGAGCUAUUGCGAGUCCCAUGCGUCCAGCCGAGCUUCCCAGGAAACGUUCCAACCUCCGCCUCAACUGGAGAUCUGAAGGUGCGUGCCAGUGCCGGUUUCGUCGUCAUUUCUUCUGGCGAAAGUGGCGAGGUCUUCAUUUUCUCAGCCCGAAAGGGCAAAGAUUCACCCGGCUUCGAAUGCUUGGGAAAGUACUGGACCACAUUACAGCCACAACUCCAGAGAAGAGAGUCUUCCCAUGGACCUUCUUCCGAUGCAGAUGUUUCCCCUGCCGAUCUAGGACGUGCCUCUGCGAACGAGAGUACACCCAUCCUAAGUAUGAAUGGUCGUUGGCUGGCCUUCUGUCCUACAAGUAGUCCUUCGCGGCGCUCGAUCGGAGCUAUUUUGGGGAAUUCUGUCGUUUAUAACAAGAACUCAAACAUCACUGCAGGGACUGCUCCGACCCGGCCGCCUGUUAACUGUGAAGUCGAGUCUCCUGACGCCGAGUCUUUCUUUGGCAAAGUCGCCAAAGGGUUCGCGCAGGAAGCUGUCCGUAGCGCAAAAUGGAUCAGCGAGAAAAGUCUCCAAACCUGGCAGAGCUACUGGAAGAGAGACUCCACCAGCCCUCCAGUCCUGCCUGCUGCGGUCUCCUCGAGCCCUCCUAUCUACUCUCCUCAUCUCGGUCUUGCACAGUUUCCGCCAACGCACGGAAUUGACCCACAAGACGUUUCAAGGGCCCCUGAGGUGGUCACUAUCCUCGACUUAAAGCUCCUCCAGGAGGGUUCAGGCAGAAAAGGCGUCGAAUCCAAUCCUGCUAUCACUUUCCAACCACCCGGAGGUUGUAGCUUCCUUUCAUUUAUGCCCACCGGACUGGGUCUUCUAACCGCAAACCGCAAAGGCGACGUCCAAUACGUUUGGGACUUGAUGCAGAUCAAGUAUAUCAGAAGCUCAGCCACAACAACAGGUACAGAAAGCGGACGGGUACGACAGAUUGCAAGGUAUGAAAGGUUGAGUCCAUCUACCAUUGUUGAUGUUGUGUGGGACGGACCGACAGGAUAUCGGUUUGCCCUUCUCACCAAGAACCGGACGGUCCAUAUCUUUGAUCUACCAAAGACGGCCUUUCAAUGGCCACCGCCACGUGCCAAAGAGGACCGACCCAUCUCUGCACCGGCCGAUCAAACUCAUGCAAAGAUGGAACACGAAGCUCCUUCUUCAGGGUUUUUUGCUUCAGCCAUGAGCAUUGCCGGGAGAACACAGCCGAUGCUUGCGAAUUUGCGAGGCAGAGCGCCUAGUAUGAAUGGUGGAAUUACAGGUAUUGGCGCAUCGGGGAUUGGGCUCGCUUCCGCUACUGGUAUCAAGAGUGGUAAGGCAGUCGCCGCGGGGCUUAGUAAGUCCCUUGGGGCUGCCACUGAAACUGUCACCAACCUCCGGCACGCAAAUCAGAGCAGACUCUCUCUGAAGACUGUUGCUCGCGCAGGCGUCAUCUGCUGGCUCGAACGGGAUGGGAAAUCCGUCCUCUCUGUGCUCGACUCAAGCAGUGUCAAGAAUUACUACAUACGCAUGACCAAACCCAGAGAAAAUCGUCACAGGGACACGAUGUCAGUGUUCGACGCACGGAGGGCUGUGGCUUUCAAACUGCCCAAAGCUACGGAUUUGAUUGCUGGAUCGGCGGCAGAUCUUCCCUCGUCCCUACCCCCAGGUGACGGCAACGAGCUAUCAGGGUUCUGGAGGUUUCGCGCUGGCAGAGAUGGGGCUACGAAAACGCCACAUCCGCUGGCGUUUGCCGAAAUCGAGACGAAUCCUCCCUAUCAACCGUUCCAUUCCGAUCGUAGGGUCAUCAUGUCUCUGGUCGGCGAAGAAUCAUCAAGUUCAGGUGACAACAUUUUGGGCCCGUCACGCCUGUUUCCACAGCGAAACUUUCCGUCUGGAAGGCCCACAACCGCAGCCUCUGAAGACAAAUGGGUGUUCGGCACAGAAAUCCGAUCUCAAAAACUGAACAUAGUUGGACCAUCUCAGCAGGUCGGUGAUGAAGGGUCCGUGAUCUACAGGGAAACGAAGAUGACUCCCAGUGUUGCCACAUUGAAUGCGGCGACCGGUGAAGUCCUAGAUGAUGGUGUCAGCCAUGUCGUCAGUAGCACCAAGAAACGAAAGAGCAAGAAAGGUCGUCCGCCGCCCCAGAUUUUCGAGGACGAGGAUGCGAGCGGGAUCGGUCUGGAUUUCGCGAAGCCAGACGAUACUGGUGACCCAGACUUUGACUUGUUGGACAGCGAUACCCGAAUUUGA